AUGGCUGAUAAAGAACUCACUAUCUUCGUGGUGGAUUUGGCAUCACCAAAGAAUGUUUGCAAUUAUGUACUCAAUGCAAUUGCAGGAAAACUUCUCAAAGGUUUGAAAACAGAUCUAGUGUCUGUCGUUCUCUUCCAUAGUCAAACUACCUCCCAUUCUUCUGCUUCCUCUGGAAAGUUCAAAGGAAUCAAUGUUUUGCUAGAUUUUGAACAGCCUUCAUAUAUCCAAUUGCAGAGGUUGUAUCGGAUACUCACGCUGGAUAGUGAGGUCUGCGAAGUUACGCCAGAAACGAGUGAUCUCGUGCAAAGUGUUCUCUUUUCGAGUACUCUACUAGCCCCCACCAAGGGCAAAGUGUUUACCCGUAACAUCGUGCUUGCUACCGAUGUGGCAAGCGUAAUUAAUACUGGAUCUGUUGAAAAAAUCGAGUCUGUGCCGAAGUUUUUGCAGGGAUUGCCGGUCAACAUGUACGCUAUAGUGCAUGGCCUAAAAGACAAUAAUGCCACGGAAGUACGUCUCAUGGCGAGCCAUUUCAAGACUUCUCAAGUUAUGUCUGAUAUUGAAGCCGACGAAGUUGUCGCUCACCAUCCACCCGUUAAGAAAACUCGCCCCGUAUCGCUGUUUAGAGGUGACUUGAGAUUAGGCGCGAACUAUUCCAGAGUUCUUACCGAUCCAAGCUAUGACGCUGAUCGUGACAAUUCCUGUGUAUCUUUCAAAGUUGAUGUUUAUCCUGCUACCAAGUCAGAAGCCAACUCCUUGGGCAUCCAUGAAUACUUGGUCGAAAAUGGCUCUGUGGUAAAGCUAGAUCGAAGCACAAAGUAUUUUGUUUGGGAAAAAAAUUUCCAGGGUGAAAAAGUUGAGGACGAUGAAGCAGCUGAAGUCAAUGACAAACAAUACGACAAGAUUCCGAUUGAACAUUCCCACAUCACACAAGGGUUCAAGUUCUCUAAUUUUGAUCUCUUAGCCCUAGAUAGCGAUUUAAAACAGGCUGCUACCCUCAAAAUUCAGGCCGCUUUUGAUAUCAUGAGAUUUCUUGAUGUUGACUCAAUUCCAAUUGCAUACUUGACAAGUGAGGCUUUGUUGGUUGUUCCUGAAAAAGAUUCAUCAUUUCGCAACAUCACCAAUCACAAUGCUUUCUGUAUCUCAUUGAUCGAAGAGAGGAAAGCAAUUCUAGCACGGUUUGUGAAGAAGUCCGAGAAGGAGAUAGAGGUUGGAGUUCUAUACCCUGUACAGAUAAAAGAUCAGAAUCUAUACACACAUAGUCUUGUGUUUAUAAGAUUGCCUUUCAAAGAAGAUAUUAAGGUUGGAAGAUUCAUAAAACUCUCUGGCCAAAAUGCUCUAAAACAGAAAGAUAAGCCGAGUCCUGACCUCGCAUCAAUUAACAACAUGAUGGAAAACUUUAUCGAGGCGAGAACAAUAGCCGAGCCAGAAGCUAAGUUUGGCGCAAACCACAUCAUAAACAAUGGAAAAAUAUCAAUGAAGAGCCUGGAUUCCUCAAAACUACCUCUCAUACCGAAAGGCCUGUUAGCCACGGAAUUCUUUGCCUCAGAUCCUGGUGCAAACAAGUUCUCCUCUAAGUUGCGAAAAUUACUUUUAUCAAGUCUCAAUUUCGAUGAGAUGCAGAAUUUCUAUGAUGAUAUCAAACUGGAGACUCGUUCACUAGACUCAUCUGAAACCAAUCUUUUCAAUCUACACAAUGCGUUGGCUGUCAACUCACCACUCAAAGACCCUGAAGAACUACUCAAGCUUGCGGUGAAGGGAAUUGAUAUCAGUAAAAAGUUAGCAGAGGAAAUAGGGACAGCCUAUGUUCGUAAAGAGGAUGUUAAGAAAAGAAAAAUCACCAAAGACCAGCCCUUCCAGAGUAAGGGUAAUUACGGUUCCGAGGAGAAAGGGUACGACGAGGUUCCCGACUUUGGGUUUUAG
This is a messenger RNA of Australozyma saopauloensis, 1920 nucleotides long. RefSeq names its product ATP-dependent DNA helicase (gene YKU80). The record is from RefSeq and is a predicted model, not a curated record. Lineage: Eukaryota; Fungi; Ascomycota; Pichiomycetes; Serinales; Metschnikowiaceae. The coding region runs from base 1 to 1920 and encodes 639 amino acids. Gene Ontology annotation, biological process: double-strand break repair via nonhomologous end joining; telomere maintenance. Gene Ontology annotation, molecular function: double-stranded DNA binding; telomeric repeat DNA binding. Gene Ontology annotation, cellular component: Ku70:Ku80 complex. The transcript has a single exon.